AAACAAAAAUGGCGUCAGGCAGUACAAAUCCACAAGACACUCAAGAAGAAGACGCGUCUGAGCUUCAGUUUCCGAAAGAGUUUGAAAAUGCUGAAACCCUAAUGGUUUCUGAAGUGCAAAUGCUGCUUGAACAUAGGAAGAACCAGAAUGAGAGUGCUGAGGAAGAGCAGGAGCUGUCAGAGGUGUUCAUGAAGACCCUGCAGUACACACAGCGGUUCUCCAAGUUUAAGAACCGAGAAACUAUCGGAGCUGUGAGAAAUCUGCUGAUGUCCAAGAAGCUCCACAAGUUUGAGCUUGCCUCCCUGGCCAACCUGUGUCCUGAAGAGGCAGAGGAGGCCAAGUCACUCAUACCCAGGUACGUCAUACAUCUGUCCUGGCCAAGUCACUCAUACCCAGCCUUGAAGGAAGAUUUGAAGAUGAUGCGUUACAGCAAAUACUUGAAGACAUUCACACCAAGCGUAGUUUCCAGUAUUGAUUACCUUGCAAAUAUAAUCACACCGGACUUUAAGUAUGAAAUAUUUAACAAACCAAAUGUUAAGGGUCCAUACAGUGGGGCUUUGUUAUUCAGCUGUCUAGGAGAAACCCAAAAGAUCUCUACAUGUAUUAAAACUCUUGAAUCUAGUGACUGUUUCAUACAAAAUAUUUGUAUAUUUUCGCUUGAUUACCCCGGUAUUCUAAACUUUAUUUCUGGCAUAUUCAUUGGUUCUGAAAUUUUCUUUUAAAUGCCUUGUUUUUAAGACUAUCAGUCCAUUCUGUGGGGUAUACUACUCAGAUUAUAGGUCCACCAUAAAAUCAGUUGAUCUUAUUUACCAAAUUGUCCUCUAAGUUGACUACUCAGUUCAGAAAUAUUUAGGAUCACACAAUACACAGGUUGUUAAAAAAAGGAAAAAUAUGGAAAUGAGAUCAGUUUAUAGCUUUUCUUAUAAUGAAUUUCUUCGUUAAGCACUUGUUUUUAGCUCACCUAAGCACAACGUGCUCAUGGUGAGCUUUUGUGAUCGCCUUUUUCCGUCGUGCGUUGUGUCACGUCAACAUUUGCCUUGUUCACUCUCUAGAGGCCACAAUUAUUGUCCAAUCUUCAUGAAAUCUGGUCAGAAGAUUGGUCUCAAUGAUAUCUUGGAUGAGAUUGAAAAUGGUAACAUUUGCUUGAAAAACAUGGCUGCCAAGGGGCGGGGCAUUUUUCCUUAUAUGGCUAUAUAUGGCUAUAGUAAAAUCUUGUUCACUCUCUAGACGCCACAUUUAUUGUCCAAUCUUCAUGAAAUUUGGUCAGGAGAUUGGUCUCAAUGAUAUCUUGGAUGAGUUCGAAAAUAGUAACGUUUGCUAGAAAAACAUGGCUGCCAAGGGGCGGGGCAUUUUUCCUUAUAUGGCUUUAUAUGGCUAUAGUAAAAUCUUGUUAACUCUCUAGAGGCCACAUUUAUUGUCCGAUCUUCAUGAAACUUGGGCAGAAGAUUCAUCCCAAUGAUAUCUUAGACGAGUUCCAAAGUUAUGCCGGUUGGUUGAAAAACAUGGCCGCCAGUGGGCUUGGCAUUUUUAUGUCCCCCACUAUAGCAGUGGGGGACAUAUUGUUUUUGCCCUGUCUGUUGGUUGGUUGGUCUGUUGGUUGGUUGGUUGGUUGGUCUGUUGGUUUGCGCCAGCUUUAACAUUUUGCAAUAACUUUUGCUAUAUUGAAGAUAGCAACUUCAUAUUUGGCAUGCAUGUGUAUCUCAUGGAGCUGCACAUUUUGAGUGGUGAAAGGUCAAGGUCGUCCUUCAAGGUCAGAGGUCAAAUAUACGUGGCUCAUUUUAUGCUCAUUUUAUGCAUUUUUUUGCAAUAUUGAAGAUAGCAACUUCAUAUUUGGCAUGCAUGUGUAUCUCAUGGAGCUGCACAUUUUGAGUGGUGAAAGGUCAAGGUCAAGGUCAUCCUUCAAGGUCAGAGGUCAAAUAUUAUUUUAUGAAUACUUUUGCAAUAUUGAAGAUAGCAACUUGAUAUUUGGCAUGCAUGUGUAUCUCAUGGAGCUGCACAUUUUGAGUGGUGACAGGUCAAGGUCAAGGUCAUCCUUCAAGGUCAGAGGUCAAAUAUAUGUGGCCCAAAUCGCUUAUUUUAUGAAUACUUUUGCAAUAUUGAAGAUAGCAACUUGAUAUUUGGCAUGCAUGUGUAUCUCAUGGAGCUGCACAUUUUGAGUGGUGAAAGGUCAAAGUCAAGGUCAUCCUUCAAGGUCAAAUAUAUGGGUCAAAAUAUCUCAUGUAAUGUCACUUCUGCAAUAUUGAAGCUAGCAAUUUUAUAUUUGAAAUGCAUGUGUAUCUCAAUGAGCUGCACAUUUUGAGUGGUGAAGGGUCAAGGUCAAGGCCAUGCUUCAAGGUCAAACGUCAUAUAGGGGGACAUUGUGUUUCACAAACACAUCUUGUUCCUUAUAUGGCUAUAGUAUAACCUUGUUAACACUUUAGAGGCCACAUUUAUUUUCCGAUCUUCAUGAAAUUUGGUCAGAAGAUUGGUCUCAAUGAUAUCUUGGAUGAGUUAGAAAUUGGUAACGUUUGCUUGAAAAACAUGGCUGCCAAGGGGCGGGGUAUUUUUCCUUAUAUGGCUAUAAAUGGCUAUAGUAAAAUCUUGCUAACUCUCCAGAGGUCACAUUUAUUGUCCGAUCUUCAUGAAACUUGGUCAGAAGAUUCAUCCCAAUAAUAUCUUGCAAGACUUCGAAAAUGAUGCCGGUUGGUUGAAAAACAUGGCUGCCAGGGGGCGGGGCAUUUUUCCUUAUAUGGCUAUAGUAAAACCUUGUUUACACUCUAGAGGCCACAUUUAUUGUCCAAUCUUCAUGAAAUUUAGUCAGAAGAUUGGUUUAAAAGAUAUCUUGGAUGAGUUCAAAUAUGGCAAUGUUUGCUUGAAAAAACAUGGCUGCCAAGGGGCGGAGCAUUUUUCCUUAUAUGGCUAUAUAUGGCUAUGGUAAAAUCUUGUUAACUCUCUAGAGGCCACAUUUAUUUCCGAUCUUCAUGAAACUUGGUCAGAAGAUUCAUCCUAAUAAUUUUCUUGGACGAGUUCGAAAAUGAUGACGGUUGGUUGAAAAACAUAGCCGCCAGGGGGCGGGGCAUUUUUCCUUAUAUGGCUAUAGAAAAGCCUUGUUAGAACUCUAGAGGCCACAUUUUUUGUCCAAUCUUCAUGAAAUUUGGUCAGAAGAUUGGUUUCAAUGAUAUCUUGGAUGAAUUCGAAAAUGGUAACGUUUGCUUGAAAAACAUGGAUGCCAAGGGGCGGGGCAUUUUUCCUUAUGGCUAUAUAUGGCUAUAGUGAAAUCUUGUUAACUCUCUAGAGGCCACAUUUAUUGUCUGAUGUUCAUGAAACUUGAUCAGAAGAUUCAUCCAAAUAAUAUCUUGGAUGGGUUCGAAAAUGAUGCUGGUUGGUUGAAAAAACAUGGCCACCAGGGGGCAGGGCAUUUGUCCUAAUAUGGCUUAGGUAAACCUUGUUAACACUCUAGAGGCCACAUUUAUUUUUCCGAUCUUCAUGAAACUUGGUCAGGAGAUUUGUCCCAAUAAUAUCUUGUAAUCUCAGGUGAACGACUUUGGGCCUUUCAGGCCCUCUUGUUUAUGUCUCUUAGUAUAGUCUUUAUAUUUGCAAUUUAGUUUUGCAAAAGUAUAUAUACCGUGCUCUGUGAAAAGAGGGUUAAAUGCAUGAGCGUAAAGUGUCAUCCCAGAUUAGCCUUUGGAGUCCGCACAAGCUAAUCAGGGACAACACUUUCGCUUAAACUGGAUUUCUGCUAAGAAGAGACUUUCUUGAAAUGAAAAACACCAUAAAAGUGGAAAGUGUCGUCCUUGAUUAGCCUGUGCAGACUGCACAGGCUAAUCUGAAACAACACUUUACUCACAUGCAUUAAACCCCCUUUUCACAGAGCACAUCCCAUAUAAAUUUUCAAAAGAUUGGUACACUUUGUCCUGUAAUAGAAGAUGGACAGGAGGGAGGGGCAAUAGAACAAGGCUCAGCAUGCCGCUUUUUUGCUUUAGAUCUUUCCCGUAACCCUUUACCACUCAGAAAUGCAUUUUGACGCAUUUGAAGUCCCUUAAAAAAUCAAAUUUAAUUUAAGUCCUUUUUUAAUAUAUUCAAGUCUGUGAAGCUUCAUUUCCAACCCUUAGAUACUGAUGAGCAGCAAACAGCAUAAAACCUUAAAGACUGCGUGUAACUCUCAGGCUGUUCUGGUUUUAUGCUGUUUGUACAUAGCAAUUUUAACUUAGCGUCUGAAUCGGAAAGGGUUAAAAAAUAAUGAAUACACUUUUCAGUCCCUGACAGAUUUGGGGCUGUGGGGUAGGGAAGAAGAACAUAUAUUAUGAUAGAAUAAACUAGACCUUCAAACCAUAUUUAAUUAGGAACUCCCAUAGCAACCUCCAAUAUUAUUAUGAAUAUUCAGGUGUGUGAUUUUGCCUCCUUUCAGUUGAAUACCUUUUUGAUGCUAAACUAAUUCAGUUUACUCAAUGUUUUUUAUUUACAAAUGUUGUAUGUGGAUGUUAUUUUUUAUGCUUCCAGAUCGAAUGAUCGGGGGUAUAUUGUUUUUGGCCUGUUUGUCUGUGUGUCUGUCAGUCUGUGUGUCUGUCACUAAACUUAAACCUUGGUCCUAACUUUUGCAAUAUUGAAGAUAGCAACUUGAUAUUUGGCAUGCACAUGCAUCUCAUGGAGCUGCACAUUUUGAGCGGUGAAAGGUGAAGGUCAUUCUUCAAGGUUUUAAAGGUCAAAUAUAUGGCUUUAAAGUGGCGCAGUAGGGAGCAUUGUGUUUCUGACAAAACACAUCUCUUGUUAUAUUAUAGUUAUUUAGUCUGUACAAUGACGGAUAUUGAAACAUAAUAAAGUUUAAUAAUGUUUCUAGAAAAAUGAAUUAAAAUGUGUUCUUCAACAGUUGUUUUACAAAGGGAUAUAUUUAGAGUGCAACAGCUGUCCUGUAUGUGUUGUUUAUAUUUUUAAUAAACAUGCACAUGUGUUCUACCUUUAUUAUGUCAUAAUCAUAGCAAAUGCUAAACAUUGUCAUAAAUAUCAUUUGUUUU
Dreissena polymorpha is the source of this 4991-nucleotide messenger RNA. RefSeq names its product DNA-directed RNA polymerase II subunit RPB4-like. Gene Ontology annotation, molecular function: translation initiation factor binding; nucleotide binding. NCBI's taxonomy places the organism in Eukaryota, Metazoa, Mollusca, Bivalvia, Myida, Dreissenidae. Gene Ontology annotation, cellular component: RNA polymerase II, core complex; P-body. Bases 9 to 722 code for a protein of 237 amino acids. The transcript is spliced from 5 exons. Gene Ontology annotation, biological process: transcription initiation at RNA polymerase II promoter; nuclear-transcribed mRNA catabolic process, deadenylation-dependent decay; positive regulation of translational initiation. The record is from RefSeq and is a predicted model, not a curated record.